UCUUACACCUAAUCACGGAGAUCUUGCCGGUUUCCGUUUGGAUAAUUUUGCAUACUUUUGCAUGUGUAUUUAAUCCUCAAUUUGAAAAAGGAAAAGUGAAACUUUUUAUAUAUUUUUUUAAUCCUCGUCCGUUAUAACGUUACUUGAAGCGCGUCUGAACUGAAUAUGUAACAAGGGUUUUAGAAGAUUUGCAAAAUAAUUAAAUUAUAUCUUUGAGAAUUCAUAGAUUAAUAAUCUAAAUCCAUUAUUGAUGUGCACAGUCAGGUUAAGUGGCUUCAGUUAGAUGUUUACAUUUAAGUAACUACAUUUAUUCAUAGUUAACAGUCGUUUAUAAUACAAAGGACGUUAUACAAUCCAAUGUUUUUAUUGUUCUGUUUUUUAUUCUUCGUUUUUGUAUACUUUUCGAGUUAAUACGAGUCAAAAUGCUUGGUAAAAUACAACCAAUCGCUAGGCUUAUCUGCCAAAAUAUAACGGGACGUUUUAUCCAUAACCCCUCAGCAAGGAGGACAAUGACGAGUGCUGUUCGGUUCUCCAAAACUGCCAAGGAAUUGCCAAAAGCAGUUGCAUCAAAAGAUUAUAGUGAACCUAAUUCCAGCUGGUCUCAGGAAAUGAUGAGACUAUAUGAAGAGUACAUUGAGAAGACGAAAGAUGGCUCUUGGAAGAAAUUCCCAAGUUAUAACCGAUUUCUUUUAUUAAAUGAAGAUGGGCAUUUUAUAGACAAAUUUCCACCAUCUAAAGCAAGACUGUUUACAAGAAACACUGAAGAGGAGGGUACCAUGUUUGAAUAUGUAGUCUUUGCAAAUAAAGUUGAAAAGAAAGCAGUGGGCCUUUUCCAAUCCGGACACCUGCUUGAGGGGCCUUCAGGUUUUGUUCAUGGGGGAGCAAUUGCCACAAUAGUUGAUGCAGUUGCAGGAACAUUCGCCACAUAUGUUGCAGGCUUUGUCAUGACUGCCAGCCUGAACCUUGACUACAAGAAUCCCAUUCCUUUAGGAAGCACAGUCAUCAUAGAAUGUCAACUUGAGAAAAAGGAAGAAAGGAAGAUAUAUGUAAACACUCGAAUAAUAAGCCAUGAUUGCACUAAAGUGCACACUGAGUCCACAGCUCUGUUUGUGUCUGUUAACCAGAAAAACCCAUACCAUGGCUAAAAUGCCAAAAUUCUUCUGCUCUUAAAUUAUUUCUGUUCUGCACAAUCAUUAAAUAACCCAUCAAUAUCAACAUUAAAAAGUGAAAUACAAAAAUCUGUGAAAGUCAAAGGUUUAUAAGAUAUUUAUGUAACAAAUGAUAUAAUAUAAAUCAAAGUAAGCUGCGUUCAGACUUUACAACAUACUUCCUGUAAACAUCUGUAGUAUUGUGUGACUCUGUCUGUAACAUGCUGCAAAAGUUAUAUUGGAUGCACUACAAUAAAUAUAGUAAAGUUAAACCAUAUAUGUACCAGGAAUGAAGGAUUUGCCAAACUUCAGCAGGAUUAAGAGUCUUAACACCAAGCAUUGAAAGGCAUCAGCAAAGUGACUAUAGUGAUUAGACCUGUUAGAGGACAUCUGUGGAAGUGAGUACACAUGCAUUUGUUUUGUUUCUCUUUAAAAUCAGUCUGAUUUUAUAUGACAACUUUUCAUUUUCUAAUAUGGCAAUGUCUGAUUAAAAGAAAAUGUUUUACAUAGACAUACCUCAUUUGUACUUAACUAAACAUUUUUUCCUCAAUUUUACUGCAGACAAAAUUUAAAGCAGUCUGCAGUUUGUCUUAAACUGGCAACUAAAAGCUGUAUACAUUAAACAGUUACUGUACUUAACAAAUCAGAGAACCACCAUUAGUAAGUGACUUAAGACUAACAUAGUCACAUCAGUAUAAAUAAAUGUGUACCUCAGCCCGAAUUUAAAAAAUUGAAUAGAAAAUUUUUAAAUCUUUACAUUUAGUUAUGUGUUUCUACCUAUGUCACUAUGUACUAUUUUGGUAUUUCUUGACUUGCCAUCUAGCUUUGCUCUUUUAUAUCUAUUUACAUUUGUGGUUGGAUAGCUUGUUGCCCUUGACACAAGACAGAUUUUACAAAUAGAGGCUUUUUUUUGCUGAGGCUUGGCCUGCUCUCCCUGUUGUCAUGCAUAGUGAGACGCACACAUUUCUGUGACCAGAUUUAUACUUCAUAUAGUAAUAUAUGCAAGUACAUACUUUUUGUAGUUAAAUUUGUUGUUAUUUGAACGAGGCAUAUGAGCACUCCAGACCUGUUAAAUUAUCACAUGAAAUAAUAAAAGUGCAACACUCAGACAUGUGUAAUGUGUAAGGACUCUAAUAAAGAUUGCUAAGGAAUUAAACAUUCUGGCCGAUGGAAGCAUAGAGAAUUAUAAGCUUCAAAAAGGACAGAUGACUAUUUAUAACAUUGUUGCAAAAUGGUAAAGUAUGUUGUUUGAGGUGUGCCUAUUCACUGUUUGUCUAGUCAUGAACAGUGUUUCUUAUACACUGACAUUUCCUAGCCUCCAUAGUUCACCAUAGUGCAAACAGUUCCUCCAUGUGAAAUUAACAUUUCUUCACUUUUUCUGAAUAUUGUCAUUUGGCAGACAAAGUUUAUCCUCUGUGAAUUGCAGACUGUCAGGUUUCACUCCUCAGCUAACUUCAUGAGUGAAUUUACUAAGUUGCAAAAAAUAAUAUAAAAAAGUGAAAUUGAGAAAGUAUUAUCACAGGAUAAAUUUAGUUUUUUCGAUGGUUAACUGACAAAUUAGCUUUGUGACCCAAACUUUGUGUGCACCUUAAUAAUCUUCUGUACAGUUUUACAUUCCUCAAAUGGAAACUUGCACCAUACGUUUCAACCCAUAUUUGUGUGAAUGCAUUUCUCCCAAUAGGAAAUAUUCAACUCCUAAAUAUUGUUUCAGAUAACAAGUCAAAAUUUGACUUUCAAUUUAAUCAGUCUAUUUCCUUAUAAAUUAGUAUACUUCCAUGUACUUAAAAUGCUUUGUUCCAUUCAAAAAAGAACAAAUCCUCUGAAUGAAACUUGAUUCAGAUGAAUUGAGGGUUGUGGAAGCAAGAUAUUAAGUGAAAACUCGAACUUGUCCUGAUGUUGUUUUAGUUUACUAUGCAAAUAAAAUAUUUUAAGAAGUAAAACAAGUACAAACUUUCUGUUAUUUAAAUUACUGUACAUGCUGACUA
This is a messenger RNA of Polypterus senegalus (gray bichir), 3133 nucleotides long. It is a transcript of the gene them4, whose product is annotated as thioesterase superfamily member 4. Bases 423 to 1145 code for a protein of 240 amino acids. The transcript has 6 exons. Lineage: Eukaryota; Metazoa; Chordata; Cladistia; Polypteriformes; Polypteridae. The record is from RefSeq and is a predicted model, not a curated record.